CUGAAGGAGCAGAACAGAGAAGGAUCGAGGAUGGAGAAGGUUCUGUUCAUCGCCGCUGCUUCAGCCCUGUGUGCUGCCUCCCCUGCCAUUAAAGGUCGGAACUAUUUCAUUAAUGAGGAGAAAACCUGGACUGAAGCUCGGAGUUACUGCAAAGAAAAAUACACAGACAUGGUUACUGUAAGCAGCAUGGAGGAUGUGGAGAUCCUGAACGGCAUGAAAGGAAUAGUGAAUGAGAAACCCUGGAUCGGUUUGUCUAAUGGCACACUAAACUGGACCUGGUCCAUGGCAGACAAAGAUUUCUACACACAAAAUGAGGCUGGGUUUGCAAACUGGGCACCUGAUGUGCCGGACUACAUCAACAGCGAAGUUCAGUGUGCAGCGAUGAAUAACGCCGGCCAGUGGAACCCUGCAUCUUGUGAAAAUCCCCUUAUAUCAGUCUGCUCUAAAGUCAAUGGCUCAGACGUGUCAUUUUUCCCCAUCAACACUGAAAAGUCGUGGACUGACGCUCAGAGCCACUGCAGAGAGUCUUACACAGACCUGGCCAGUGUGAGAAACAUAACAGAGAAUGAGGAAAUAAGCAAUAUGAUACCCGAAGGACAGUCAGCCUGGACCGGUCUUUUCAGAUACCCGUGGAAGUGGGUGGAUGGGAGUAUCUUCUCAUUUAGCUACUGGGGAGUCAAUGAUCCAGGUCGUGCGAAUGAUAACUGUGUAGCGGUAGACUUUGCAGAUUCUGGAAAAUGGAAAAUCUUUAACUGUAGCGAGACAAGAACAUUUAUUUGCUACAAAGCACCCUUUUCAAAACAAGUGGUGAGACUGAGGCUGACGAGACCCUCUGUGGAUCUAAAUGACCCUACCAUGCUGGACGCAUUGCUGACUCAGUUCAAACAGAACCUGAUGGCUCAGGGAGUGGGUGGAGACAUCAAACUGAGCUGGAGAAAACAGUCCGAUGGAAAAACCUUCCACAAGGAAAGAAGGCAGGACGCCACUUCAGGGAACGACGGAAUCUAACAGGGAAGAUGUUUCUCUGUUGAUCUCAGUUGAGAACUAGAUUAAUAUAGUUGUUGUAAAGAAUUGUUUGUGUAGAAGCCCUUCCUGGACGGAGGCUGAUAUUUUUUGAGGUGCUGUCUAGAUGGGGUAGGACUCUGUUAGAUGUGCAGUUUUUAAACAUUAAUGGAGGAGUAAGCACUGCUGACUGAACACUGCAUUCAGGUGAUGAGUUCCUGUUGGUGAAAUUAAUCAGUUUGUAGAGAUUUAUGAAUAUUCUUACAUGUCCUCAGACUGUUUUAUCUAAAAAGAUGACAGUUUAUGAUGAUCUAAGAUCAGAAUUCAUACCUCUAUAAAUGUCACAAAAACAGGAAGUGAUGUCAUUUUUUAAUUUAGGUUUUAUGCGUGAACUGUAAAGUUAUAGAUAUAGUUUUGGGGUUGAUUCAUUUCAUGUGAUGAAAAGUAUCUGUAAUAUCUCAUACAGGUGAAUAGAAAUGUUCUGGUGAUGCUUUCACUUUGUCAAAAACAACAGAUGUUUAGAUUUGAAUGUUUUGUUCUUUAUCUUCAAAUCAUUGUAAUAGUUUUAGAUGGAUGACCAAAUAAAAACAAUU
This is a messenger RNA of Melanotaenia boesemani (Boeseman's rainbowfish), 1595 nucleotides long. RefSeq names its product C-type mannose receptor 2-like. The transcript has 6 exons. The record is from RefSeq and is a predicted model, not a curated record. Bases 31 to 1008 code for a protein of 325 amino acids. Lineage: Eukaryota; Metazoa; Chordata; Actinopteri; Atheriniformes; Melanotaeniidae.